AAUUGUAGCCUCUCCCGAUAUCCAUUCUCUCUGCUCAAAACCGUAUUAUCGUUCUCCUCUAUUGAAGAAAGACAGCGAAAGCCCCGGACGAUGGUUUUCCAUUUGAAAUAAAAACCGAUAGGAGUAUUAGAAUGGCGUCAAAGGCCCAUGUGGACAGUACAGUUAAUGAACGUCGUCUGCGUCCAAUAUACGACUGGCUGGACAAUGGAAACAAUAAAAAGGCCCUCCAGGAGGCAGACAAAGUCCUCAGAAAACAGCCAACGAAUCAGUGUGCAAGAGUCCUCAAGGCCCUGGCCCUCCUGAGACUAGGUAAAGAGGAUGAGUGCCAGAAUAUAAUGGAACAGGUGCGUUUUGAAGUUCCCUGUGAGGAUUCAACUCUCCAAGCGAUGAGUAUCUGCUACAAGGAGAUCCAUCAGCCCGAAAAAAUUCGAGAGGUUUAUGAAGCAGCUGCAAAAGCUGAUCCUCACAACGAGGAGCUGCUGACACACCUCUUUAUGGCGUACGUUCGUCUGGGUGAUUUUCGAAAGCAGCAGCAAACAGCUCUAGCUCUUUAUAAAUUAAAACUCAAAAAUCCGUACUACUUCUGGGCAGUGAUGAGUGUUGUGAUGCAGGCAAUUGAGGCUGACGAUAAAUUAGCGAAAGAUGUGAUUCUCCCUCUGGCAGAGAGAAUGGUCCUGAAGCUCGUCAAUGAGGAUAAACUCGAGGCAGAGCAAGAGGUACAGCUUUACCUGAUGAUUCUAGAGCUCCAGGGUAAAGACGAGAGUGUACUCGAGGUACUUAAUGGUCCACUCUCUGACAAACUCUCAGGUGUGCCCCAAAGAAAAGCUAGUCUCCUUCUAAAACUCGAUAAACACGAGGAAGCGACGAAUGCCUUCAAGAAGUUCAUCACCGAGGACAGCGACAACUGGUCGCACUAUCUGAAUUAUUUGACAUCAGCCCUGGAGCACCAGAAGCCAACAGAGUGCCUGGAGUUUCUCGAUAAAAUAGCUGAGACAUCUGGAAAAAAGGUGCGAGGUCCACAGCUGGGGAGAUUCGAACUCCUGAAACGUUGUAACUCAGUGGAGAUACAUUUGAGAGAUGUUCUUGAGCCAGUGAAACUCAUGAGAAAAUAUUUCGAACAAUUUGGUAAUAAGGGCUGCAUCGUGGGCGAUCUCAGGCUCUACCUGGAUCUUUUCACUGAUAACGAGAGGAUUCAGCUGUUCCAGGAGAUAUCUGGGGAUGUUGGAGUGACAGAUGAUACUCCACCGACAUCCACUGAUCAAAUGCUCAGGCAUAUUCAUCUGGAGGAGCUCAAGAGAAUUUGCGGUAUGCAUCACUCACCGAAUCUCGAUGUCCAGGGGAGAACGCGUCUCGUUGAGCGUCUCUGCAAGUUCUACGAUAUUGGAAAUAAACUCUGUCCAUCAGACGAGAGAUUGCCAACCGAUUUCGCACCAUUUGACUCGUAUAUUUUAAUAGCAUCCCAUGUCCUCCUCCAGUUGUUCUACGAGACGUCUGAUGCUAGAUACCUCUACCAGGGGAUGAUGCACUUGGAGAAUGCCCUGGCAACUAGUCCAGCCAAUUUUCACCUAAAAAUAAUGCUCGUCAGGUCUUAUCUCGAGGCUGGAUUGAUUGGUGCUGCUGAUCAUGCUUAUGCUCUUCUAGAUGUCAAGCAGAUUCAGCUGGAUUCACUUGGUUAUCUCCACGUACCUCUCCUGGCACCCAUGGGACAUCUGUCCGGUGCUGCGAGUGCCCUGGAUCAAGCUGUCAAAUUUUUCAUUGGCAAUUACAAACACAGCGCUGACAGAUUAACAUUUGCGUACAAAUAUGGAAGCUUCGUAAAAAUUCAGGAGUUCGUGGAGCUCAGGGAGAGACUGGAGAAGUCUCUCCACUUCGCUACAUCAACUGUUGAUAAAAUGUUGUUGGACAUCAGUUGGUGUGAGAGCUGCAAGUCACUGUCAGGCACUCUGGCAACGAUGAGGAUACAGCCACACGAGGAUCCCAUCAGGUGGGAUUUAUUGAGGGACAAUAGAGAUCUUGAGGUUGUCGUCAGCUGGGAGCCAAUCACCAAGAGCAAAGAUCCCAGGAGAUACGAUGACACUCGUGAAUGCAUGAUGACUAUUUUAGCUGCUAGAAAUUUGAUACUGAGAAUUAUUGCUGCGACUGCUGAGCCGGACUCAUCGUCACUCCUCAGUAAAUUAUCGGGCGAGCUCAGGACACUGGAGAGUGAACGAUUGGCCAAGUGUCUGGAGUUAUUUCAACAGGAGAGAGGAGUCAGGGUUGACAAUCAGGUGAUUCCUAUGGAUGCUGUUGAGCGUUUGAGGGAGGCACGUGACUCUGGACAGUUGAAAAUAAUAGCGAGAGUUGCAGAGGCAUUUGCCAAAUUAUCAAAACCCGAUGACGAGACUAUCGAGGCACUUCGUGGUGCUGUCUGUCUUGAAGCCAUUGAUGUGGGGGAGGGCAUCGUUAGUUAUAAAGAAUUUAUGCUCAGGGCUGCUACCUGUGGAGAGACUCUCGCUUUUAUUGGGGCAAUGUGUGUUGAAUUCUCGAAUCAAUCUCACCCACGAAUUGCCAAUAGAAGGAACAGGAAGAAGAGUCACAGCAAAGAAAUUUCUAUCAACAACGAUGAUGUCCAGAGUUGGACGAAAAUUGGCCAUUUACUUACUGAAAAAGCUCAAAGACUGGAGUCAGUACUGACAAAUAUGGAGAAAAGGAGUCCAGAGACUGGUCUGGAGAUAACUCUCAGUCAAUCAGCGAAUGUUGUCUUAGAACACACCCAGGAGAGCAUUCAGGACAGCUGUCGAAUGCUGAAAUCACGUCUGAGUCUCACCGUUAAACUUAUCAAUGGUCUUCGCAGCUGAAACUCCACUGAUUCAAAUGUACAAAUUUUAAUCAGACUCGUGAGAGCGGAUAAUAUUGCCCAUUACCAUCCGACAAGUCUCAUAAUGUUAAUAACUUCAAUAAUGUGUACAUACGCCUAGUUGGUACUUCACUGUCAUCAUUGGAAGAAUUGAAAAAUGAAAGAUGCAUAAUCGAA
This is a messenger RNA of Fopius arisanus, 3013 nucleotides long. RefSeq names its product phagocyte signaling impaired (gene psidin). Gene Ontology annotation, biological process: N-terminal peptidyl-methionine acetylation. The coding region runs from base 132 to 2837 and encodes 901 amino acids. Gene Ontology annotation, cellular component: cytoplasm; NatB complex. Gene Ontology annotation, molecular function: protein binding. The transcript is spliced from 3 exons. NCBI's taxonomy places the organism in Eukaryota, Metazoa, Arthropoda, Insecta, Hymenoptera, Braconidae. The record is from RefSeq and is a predicted model, not a curated record.